AUGCCUUCCACCGUCCAAUGCUUCGGAGACCUGCCGACUUCGCGCGGGCAGACCGCACCCUUCCAGUUUGAGAUCACUGUCAGCUUGGAGACUGCGACCGUGGCCGACCUCAGGAACCUGGUCGUCCUCGAAAUUGAAAAGAGAAACGUUUCACUUCUGGGGAUGUACGUUGGCGACACUCAAAUCGACAGCGCCGAGCACGAACCAUCCACAUUAUUGAAGGAAAUAGCCGGCUUCUCUCCCGACAAAAAUAUCCGCUGCAAGGUCGAACCCAAGGCCUCGGACGGCAACUCUAACGGCAUCAUAGCUGGAUGCGGCACUGCUCUGGGAGCUCUCAGCGGCCCUGCCGUCGUUCAAGCAUCCGUUGCGGCUGCAGGAUUUGGUGCUGAGGGCAUCGUCGCCGGAACUCCAGCUGCGGCCUUGAUGGCGUCCUAUGGUGGUUCGGUUGGAGCGGGCAGCGUCUGCUCGGUUCUCCAAAGCGUCGGAGCCGCUGGUCUUGGGAUAGGCGUCGGUAUCCCGCUUGCCGUAGGUGUCGGGGGCCUUCUCGGAUACGGGCUCACUCGCAGUCUGAUCGCUCAGAACUCACCCGGCAGCAUGAAUAACGACGGAAAUACUCAACAUGCGCAUUCAGGAGCUGAGAACGGGGACCCAUCCGGAAAGCCGUCGCCCCCUGGAGCUGAGAACGGGGACCCAUCCGGAAAGCCGGCGCCCCCAGGAGCUGAGAACGGGGACCCAUCCGGAAAGCCGUCGCCCCCAGGACCAGCAAACCAAGAAUAG
Messenger RNA from Puccinia triticina, 777 nucleotides. RefSeq lists its product as uncharacterized. The record is from RefSeq and is a predicted model, not a curated record. The transcript has 2 exons. Gene Ontology annotation, cellular component: membrane. The coding region runs from base 1 to 777 and encodes 258 amino acids. Lineage: Eukaryota; Fungi; Basidiomycota; Pucciniomycetes; Pucciniales; Pucciniaceae.